CGAACCGGAAAGCGAACGCGCGCCUGUUUUUGCCCCGGGUUUGAGACAGAGAUACACUUAGCUUACCGAACUGCAGAAAGUUAACGAUUUUUUGUGCAUAUAGGUUAGAAAAUUGGAAAUACAAAAACACAAGUCUACUCGAAUAGAUAUUUUUUUGUAGUUUUGCUUUUACAUCUGUGAAGAAACAUGCCUCCCAAGGACUACUUCGCUGAGAAGGAGAAGUGCAAAAAGUUCCUUCAGGAGUUUUACACUGAGGAUGAGUCUGGGAAGAAGGUUUUCAAAUAUGGAGCCCAACUGGUGUCCCUGGCACACCGAGAGCAGGUAGCCCUGCAUUUGGAUCUGGACGAUGUAGCGGAGGAAGAUCCUGAGUUGGUCGAGAGCAUCUGUGAAAAUACCAAGCGCUAUGUAGGCCUCUUUGCAGAUGCUGUGCAUGAGCUGUUGCCUGAGUACAGGCAGAAGGAGGUGGUGGCAAAGGACUCUCUUGAUGUGUACAUUGAACAUCGUCUAAUGAUGGAGGAAAGGAGUCGUGACCCAAGUGACAUGCGUGACCGUAGGAAUCAAUACCCAGCUGAGCUCAUGAGGAGAUUUGAGUUGUACUUCCGUCCCCCAAGUACAGCUAAGCCACGUGUGUUAAGGGAUGUGCGUGCAGAAAGCAUAGGGCAGCUUGUCACUGUGCGCGGUAUCGUAACCCGUGCCACCGAGGUCAAGCCAAUGAUGGCCGUUGCUACCUACACUUGUGACCAGUGUGGUGCAGAGACCUAUCAGCCAAUCCAGUCUCCCUCCUUCAUGCCUCUCAUCAUGUGCCCUAGCCAGGAGUGUGUGACCAACAAGUCUGGGGGUCGUCUGUAUCUCCAGACUCGAGGGUCAAAGUUUGUCAAAUUCCAGGAGCUGCGCAUACAGGAACAUAGUGACCAGGUCCCGGUGGGACACAUCCCUCGCAGCAUGACUAUCUACGCACGUGGUGAGAACACAAGAGUGGCUCAGCCAGGAGACCAUGUGGCUGUGUGUGGUGUCUUCCUCCCUCUACUGCGCACAGGCUUCAGGCAGGCCGUACAGGGACUGUUGUCAGAUACCUAUCUGGAGGCCCAUUGCAUCACUCUAUUGAACAAGACUGAGGAUGAUGAGCUGGGAGCACAGGAACUGAGUGAGGAGGAGCUGCGGCAGAUCACAGAAGAGAAUUUCUAUGAGAAGCUGGCAGGGUCAAUUGCCCCUGAGAUCUAUGGCCACGAGGAUGUGAAGAAGGCACUGCUGCUGCUGUUGGUCGGUGGGGUGCAACAGGCCCCCAAAGGCAUGAAGAUCAGGGGCAACAUCAACAUUUGUCUGAUGGGUGACCCAGGUGUGGCAAAGUCCCAGCUACUCUGCUACAUUGACCGCCUCGCCCCUCGCAGUCAGUAUACAACAGGACGUGGUUCUUCUGGUGUGGGGUUGACUGCUGCUGUGAUGCGUGACCCCCUCACCGGGGAAAUGACCCUCGAGGGUGGAGCACUGGUGCUGGCUGACUUGGGUGUGUGCUGUAUUGAUGAGUUUGACAAGAUGGCUGACGCUGACCGCACCGCCAUCCAUGAGGUCAUGGAACAGCAGACAAUCUCCAUCGCCAAGGCAGGUAUUAUGACGUCCCUGAACGCACGCUGCUCCAUUCUAGCUGCGGCCAACCCUGCUUACGGACGCUAUAAUCCCCGCAAGAGCGUGGAACAGAACAUCCAGCUGCCGGCUGCGCUCCUGUCUCGCUUUGACCUACUGUGGCUGAUUCAGGACCGGCCCGACCCGGACGCUGACCUGAGGCUUGCCCAGCACAUCACUUAUGUGCACCAGCACUGCCGCCAGCCGCCUACACACUUCACACCUAUCGAUAUGAAGCUCAUGAGACGCUAUAUUGCCCUGUGCCAGCGGCGGCAACCAGUGGUGCCUGAGUCACUGGCCAAUUAUAUCACAGCAGCGUAUGUGGAGAUGAGAAAGGAGGCACGUGUCAACAAGGACACUACCUUCACUUCUGCCCGCACACUGCUUUCCAUUCUGCGCCUCUCCACAGCCCUGGCCCGCUUGCGCCUUGUGGACACAGUAGAGAAGGAGGAUGUAAAUGAAGCCAUGAGACUCAUGGAGAUGUCCAAGGAUUCACUGCAGGCUGACAAGUCCAGCAGCACCAGGACCCAGCGGCCGGCAGAUGUCAUCUUCUCCCUUGUGCGGGAGCUGGCAAGCGAGGGAGUCGCUGGGCGUGGCAGGGGUGGGGCAGGCGGUGUGGUCCGAUUGGCAGACGCAGAACAGAGGUGUGUGUCGCGCGGCUUCACCCCUGCCCAGUUCCAGGCUGCGCUAGAUGAGUACGAAGAGUUGAAUGUGUGGCAGAUCAACCAGGCGCGCACCAGGAUCACAUUUGUCUAGAGGCUCAUGGGAACCAAGCCCCAUACAGGAAUAUGUGGGAAAAGUCAGGUGACCUGCAUCUGGUUUUUAAACAACUUCAAGUAGCAUGAUUGUGCGGAGAGUGGGCAUGUUGAUAAAUGUAGAUCUGCAAUGGAAAGAGAAAUAUAUUUGCCUGUACCAACAUACUACCAAGGCUGUACGUUAGGAGUUAUUCAUACAAGCCAUUUCAAAAAUAUUUAGAGUAGCGAGUUUCAUUCUGAAGCAGGCUGUUUAUGUAAAAAAUGAGAACACGUUUGUGGCAGGCCAAGUCAU
Molecule: messenger RNA, 2667 nt
Organism: Scleropages formosus (Asian bonytongue)
Lineage: Eukaryota; Metazoa; Chordata; Actinopteri; Osteoglossiformes; Osteoglossidae
Gene: mcm7
Product: minichromosome maintenance complex component 7
Exons: 15
Coding region: 187-2376 (729 amino acids)
Biological process (GO): DNA replication; double-strand break repair via break-induced replication; DNA strand elongation involved in DNA replication
Cellular component (GO): nucleus; MCM complex
Molecular function (GO): ATP hydrolysis activity; single-stranded DNA helicase activity; single-stranded DNA binding
Source: RefSeq, a predicted model, not a curated record